CGACCUUGUGCUUCACAUAGAAAUGCGUUGUUGUGUCACUCAAACCGAUCUAGUUAUUGAAAUUUUGUGGCACGCCGGAGAUAUUUCUGAGUUGAGGUGGGUCUUUCAAUUGUUGAGUGGUAGUAAGAGCGUGUGUUCAUGUCGGCAAACAGUGCUACCGCUCAAGGACCAUGGGGAGGGUCAGGCGGGCACCCUUUCUAUGAUGGCAGAGGUGAUGUUGUCGAGAUUGAUGUCACCUACACCAACGACCAUGUGACCAAGCUGCAAGUCGCGUACGCGGAGAGCACCGGCAGCCGGUGGCACAGUCCUACUCAUGGUUCGCAUGGCGGUCAUGACGAGAAGAUAACGCUAGAUUACCCGGAGGAGUACCUUACGCAAGUAGUGGGCACAUACGGGAGGUGUAUAAAUUCGAUCUCCUUCAUCACGAACAAGGGGACGUAUGGGCCUUUCGGGAACACGGAAGGGGAGGGUUUCGAAUCUCCAGCGGAUGUGGUUAUAGUUGGAUUCUUUGGUCGAUCUGGUUCCAUUAUCGACCAGCUUGGAGUGCUCACAAUCGAAGCCAGUGUCGACAAUGUCCAGCUGGACAAGCCUUUGAAAAGUACCGUGAUAACGCAAGGACAAUGGGGAGGGCAUGGAGGAUAUGACUUCUGCGAUGGCAGAGGCGAUGUUGUGGAGAUCACGGUGAAAUAUGACGAUGAAUGCGUGCAUUUGUUACAAGCCGAGUACCAGCACAGUGGUGAUCGAUUCUCAGGUGCUUGUCACGGUGAAGGAGAGGAAGGAGAAGAAGCCAAGGUUUCGCUGAACUUCCCAACCGAGCGUUUAAUGCAAGUGAAGGGCACUUACGACCCUCGCGGCUAUCUGACCUCAAUCUCAUUGAUCACCAACAAUGAAACAUACGGACCUUUCGGAAACUCCCGAGGACAGCACUUUCAGUCUCUGCCUCAUGGUGUUUUGGGGUUCUGUGGCAGAAGUGGUCGAGUGGUCGACCAACUGGGAGUACUCACUUACGUUGAAAACCCUUGGAAUUCUCAUCUCGACAAAAAGCCUGCACGCCUUGAAAUCUCGACGGUUGUCAACGGGCCAUGGGGAGGCUCCGGCGGACAAGAUUUCUAUGAUGGAAGAGGUGACGUCGUGGAGAUUUUAGUGAACUUCAGCAAAGUUGCCGUAACCACGUUGCAAGUGACAUAUGAACAGUGCGGCACUAGAUUCGAGGGCGCUCCUCAUGGUGGCGCAGGCGGAGACUCCUGGAAAUCCCAAAUUGGGAUAGGCAAAAAUUUAGGUGAAGAAUCCAGCAAGCUUUGUCUGGAAUUCCCAGAGGAGUUUCUGUUGCAAGUGAAGGGUACAUAUGGACCAAUUCCUUCACGUACAUCCGAUGCAGUGACAUCGCUAACCUUCGUCACGAACAAGCAAACAUAUGGUCCUUACGGUGUUCCCAGCGGCCAAGAGUUUGAGACUCCUGCAACUGGAGUUGUAGGAUUCUUCGGCAAAGCGGGUGCCCGUCUAGAUCAACUGGGGGUGUUCACCAAAUUUUCUGAAAGUGCUGAAUAGUAACGUGAUCUUGCAGUGAUGUAAUUGCACAUUUGGAGCCAGUCGCUACUUCAAGCCAAAUCAGGUUGUUCUUUGAUUAUGCGGUGUUGAUGGGUGACCUCCCAUGCUGCCAGAGUGAUGAUGUCUAUAAUACCCACAUUUCAUAAAUAAAAUUAUGUUCGCUCAUCGUGUAAA
Molecule: messenger RNA, 1722 nt
Organism: Physcomitrium patens
Lineage: Eukaryota; Viridiplantae; Streptophyta; Bryopsida; Funariales; Funariaceae
Product: mannose/glucose-specific lectin
Molecular function (GO): carbohydrate binding
Source: RefSeq, a predicted model, not a curated record